GAUGAGCGCGCCACCUCUCUAAGCGCCGGGACCCCGUUUUCGCAGUUCUACGAGCACGAGCAUGCUGACCUCAGGAGAUACCCCAGAGACCGCCGGGUGGCCCCGCCGCCCAGAGCGAUCCCUCCGAUGCCCACUACGACCUCAGCAUUACGGUAUCGGGCCGACGCGGUCUUGUCUCACACCCCCCCCCGUCAUCGUCUCGCAUCAUCUCACUCAGCCCCACGCGUAUCGCACGACGACCUCGAGCCUGCUGCACCCGCAAAGACCUCGCCAAGCUCUCGCCAUACGCCUCGCAAGCAUCGACCGCACGGACCUCACCGCGAGCAGCUCCGCGACGCGAUAUCGCAGAGAGCUUUAUCGCGUGCGCUUAUUGGGUAG
Messenger RNA from Heterobasidion irregulare TC 32-1, 378 nucleotides. RefSeq lists its product as uncharacterized. The annotation marks the transcript as partial. The transcript has a single exon. The record is from RefSeq and is a predicted model, not a curated record. Lineage: Eukaryota; Fungi; Basidiomycota; Agaricomycetes; Russulales; Bondarzewiaceae.